AUGGUAGAGACCGGUGUGCCGCUGGAUGACGAGCAGCUACGUGAACUGGUGGACAGGCUGACCGACGAGGGCUUCUUGGACUUCGUGCAGCGAUUCACGGAGGAGAACAGUGCUGUGUUCGCAAACUUUGACGGACAAGAGCACUUGCAUUGCUACAAUGCGCUCCACGCCCAGUAUCAGCGCUUCUUUGAAGCAAGGGCUGAGGCAUGGCUUUGCAAGAAGGGCCACAGCCGCCGUCUCGGGAAGACUCAGAUCGGGAGGCAGCGCUUUCGUCGGCUCUUGCGCAUCGAGUCGUGGAGUGUCGUCUGCACCUUGACGAGCAAGCAAGCUAGCCACUAUUGGGUGACUCGCUUGUCUGCAUACCAGCGGCCCACUGGCGCACAGUCCGAUGAGCACUUAGCUCCUAAGCUGGAACUCGUCCGCGGAGCAGCGGCGACUGGACUGGCAAUUCUGUUGGGUUUAUUUACCGUGCUGGCGCCAGCUUCGGCCGAGAGCAAGCGGGUGGUGGGCGAGAUUCCUGCAUCCGGAUUCAUCUUCAAGGACACUAUCAAUGUGGAAGCUUUUGAGGAUCCGAAAGUUUCUGGCGUCUCGCUGUACAUCUCCGACUUCUCUCGAUCCAUGGCAGAUCGGGUUAGCAAAGGCGACUUCUUUUCGGACCCGGGGGCUGCAGGCCUGACCUGUGCCAGGAACGGACCUGUAAUGAUCUCUCCGGAUCUAAAGCCGAGCAAGGAGGGAGAGGACGUCUUCACGGAGUCACGUGCCAUCCUCUUCAAGACAUUGAAGGUGAAACGCAUUUAUGAUGCAGAUGCAAAGAACAUCCUCUAUGUGGCCUUCACAGAAAGGAUGGACAACAACAACGACAGCAACAAGAGUCGCUUCAAGAGUCAAGUCGUUGCAGUCCAUAUUGAUGGAGUGAGGGAAAAGCCGUAG
Symbiodinium sp. CCMP2592 is the source of this 930-nucleotide messenger RNA. Lineage: Eukaryota; Dinophyceae; Suessiales; Symbiodiniaceae. The record is from the annotation of a GenBank genome assembly.